This is a messenger RNA of Pieris rapae (cabbage white), 6348 nucleotides long. RefSeq names its product zinc finger protein 271. The coding region runs from base 284 to 2365 and encodes 693 amino acids. The record is from RefSeq and is a predicted model, not a curated record. NCBI's taxonomy places the organism in Eukaryota, Metazoa, Arthropoda, Insecta, Lepidoptera, Pieridae. Gene Ontology annotation, biological process: regulation of transcription by RNA polymerase II. Gene Ontology annotation, molecular function: RNA polymerase II transcription regulatory region sequence-specific DNA binding; DNA-binding transcription factor activity, RNA polymerase II-specific. Gene Ontology annotation, cellular component: nucleus. The transcript has 8 exons.
UGGUUUCAGAAUUCAUAUCAUUUUCUUGGCAUAGGUAGUAAGUUUCGUGUUUGUCGGCGUUUAAUAAAAUACAGCUUGCAAAAAAUUAUCAGCUUUCUUAGUAACAUGUGACACCAAAAUUGUGUGACCAAUGUAAAUUAUUUAUAAGUUCUGUAAUAGAAUUUUUUGCAAGAUGUAGAUUUCAAAUGAUGCCAAAAUGCAACAAUAGCCCAGAACUAUAAAUAAUUGUCACUAUGGUGAAGUUAAAAUUUAAAUAAAUGGAUUGCACAUAACCCACUUCAAGAUGACUUCAUGGGAGGCUUUACAAAUUCUUCAAAAACCAUUAACCACAGUGGAAAAAGUUGGUGGUAUUAGAUGCAAUUUAUGCAAAAAGAUAUUUAAAAAUAAACCAGAUUUUGACACUCACUAUACAAAUCACACUGGGAAUAAAGAAGUUUUGUACCAAUGUGUUAUUUGUAGCAAAGAAUUUCAAAGGUACUCAGCCUUCCGUGGCCACUGCUACACUAAUCAUGUCAUCAAGAACAGAUAUGUCUGUACACAAUGUGAUAAGUUCUUUUCCAAACAAUACAACCUACAGCAACACAUUGAACUGGUUCAUGGUCCGCAAUGUAAAGCAUGCAUGCAAAAAUUUCCAUCUAAGAAAGAAUUGCAUUUACAUCAAAUCGUCUACCACAAUGAAAGUAUGGCUGACAACUCCUGUCAAGUAUGUCAAGAGGAGAUACUUACCGUAGAAGCAUGCAAACAGCACAUCGAUUUGCAUCUGUCUCAAGUCUACACAUGUCCCAUUUGUCAAGAAACAAUUCUCCAUAAGAAUAUGUCUGCCGAUCAUUUAAAGAAACACUUUUGGAAAAAUGAUGUUGAUGAAAACAACCAUGAAGAAUUAGUUAAUCAGCUAACUGCUAUAGCUUGUGGAUUAUGUUCAAUGAUUUGCCCAAAUCGUGAAGAGUUUGAGGCUCAUUUUUUUCGUGAUCAUGCUAGCAAAGAUGUUUUUUACACCUGCAUUUUAUGUGGCAAACAGUUUUUUAAAUAUUCCGCAUUCCACACGCACGUCAAUCGCCAUUAUGCUGAUGGCCAAUUUCACUGUGAUACAUGCGAAAAAACAUUCCCGAACCUCUCCGAGCUCGUGUACCAUGUGUGUGAAUGCAGUGAAGAUUACAAAAAACACAAACCAUACAUAUGUUUCCACUGUGGCAACAGAUAUCUCCUUGAGCACUCGCUCCUGAAACACAUCACCGAUUCCCACAAUGGAUUCGAUUUACGAUGCCGGGAACCUGGAUGUGAACAGAUCUUCGACAAACGUCGGGACCUCCUGCUGCACUCUCGGCAUCACGACGAGCGCGUUCAGAGCUGGUGCCGCAUUUGCGGCCAAGACUUUACUUCGUUACCGUCCUGCGCGAGGCACCUCGAGGUCCACAAGAAGUAUCUCUUUGCGUGUCCUCUCUGCAGCAAGUCUUACGCCGAAAGGUCGUACCUUCUCAAACAUCUCCCCACUCACUUCAGAGCCGUGCUCCACGUGUGCAAGAUCUGUGGAAAGAUUUACGAUGCGAAACGAAGGCUCCUCGAGCAUCAGAAGACUCACCACGAAGUCAAAGUUCACAGCUGUUCACGAUGCCCCAAAACUUUCGCUAAAAAAUCCCAUCUGCUGCAGCAUCUCAACAUUCACAAUAAGGAAAGAGACUUCCUGUGCGUCGUGUGCGAGAAGAGAUUCUCUUGCUCGCCAAAUCUGUCGAAACAUCAAAACAGAGUUCACUGCGUCAAUUCAAACCGAUUGGUGAUGCGGGACGCUCGAGACGAAGCGGAAACUGAUCCCGAAAUUGAACAUCCGAAAACGGACUCCUCGCAAAACAAAGAUUGGUUCGUCUACCUGAACCGAGAGAUGGAGGCCAACGUCAUCGACGAAGCGGUCAUAGAGAAGGAAUCCCGACUCUUCGAAAGCCAAGGGCUCUCUCUUCGAGAUAAGAGCGAGGUCGAACGCAUGGAGGUCGAUGGAAAUGAUUUUAAAGUUAUUUUCAAAGAAAAGUGUUUCGGGAUCGCAUCGAGCUCUUUGUCUGAUGUAGGAAAUUUGACAACGGACUCUGUUCCCCUGGAGUACGGCCCGGAGAUCGUGUCUCCCGGCGUGGACGACUAUAUUCUUCCGCACAUAGACCCCUUGCUCACGAUACUGACGGAUGCGAUCCCCGACCGACCGGACCCCGCGACCCCCGCGCCCCCCGCACCCCCCGCACCCACUCAACACAUUCCCGACGAGAACCAGUUCUCCAUGGCCGAGCCGUGGGAUCCUCCCCUCAUCACCAAAAUAUACUCGCACUUCUACGACGAGUACGAAGAACACAACCGUCUGUCUGUGAAGACGGACAUAUUUUAAAAAGUUGGACGAAGUGGUCUUUGACGUGAAAUAGAGAGACGCAAAGAGAGUUAACUUAACCCGAAGGCCACCAUUGAUUAAACGAGCCAUGCCAUAGUUUAUGCAAAUCUCAAAGAUCAUUUCAAACCGAUUUAGCUACCUCAGUAACGUCUUACCUCACUAAUGUAUGUAUUAUUGUAUUUUUUACACGUUUAACAUAUAUCCCACCAAAUUAAGACAUAUAUAUAUACAAUAUAGUUAAUGCUACCUCAUUUUAGAUAAGAUUAUAGAUCGCUUGCACUUUAAAAGGUCACUAAUAUUUGUGAGUGCUUUGUUUUUGAGUUGUUCAAUCGUUUAGCUCGACGAGACGCGCUCCGUGCCAAAAAGAACAUAAACAUUGUAUGUACCGCCAGAUAAUAAAUAAAAUGUAAAUUGGCACAGAACUGUCGCCGAGCGAUAACUCGUCGCAUAAUUUCCAAAGUGUUUCGGCUAAGUUUUUUGCGAAAAAGCUUUUGUAUAUAUUUGGUACAUCAACGGCACAUUGUAUUUUCUCUGCUUCUGUUCUUGCUUUAUUUGAGAGAAUCCAUCGCCGGAGCCAUCGAACGAUAAUGAUAUUAUUGACUAUUUGCAACACGUGGCAGGACAACGCUGAACCUUUUUAUUUAUAUAUUGUUAGGUCGAUGGCGAUUCCGUGCAUUUUAAUCUCGAUUCCUUUUUAUUAUAUUUUUUAUGAAGUCGCGAUGCCAAGCGUCGCGAUAUUAGUGUAAGUGAAUCGAUAGUGCUGUGAUAUUUUUAUGUAUAUUUAGAGUUUAAGAGUAGGGUGAGUAACGAACGAGUACAAAUUAUAAUAACGACGAUACUGAAUCCCGCGGGACAUAUUUCCAAAGGACGCAAUCCAACUAAUCCUAACGCAUAUGGAGUACGAGCGAGGCGGCCGAGUCGAGGCUAUCGAAGCUUUUACUGAGACUUUUUCAAUUUCAAGGCCAAUUUUUUGUGAAAAAUUGCGGAUGAUCCAUAUGCGUUCAAAAUUUCUGGAAACAAUAUAAUGAUAACAUUUAAACCUGCCCGGCAGAGAUACCAUGAAGUUAAAAUUAUAUAAAAGAAAAGGAAUUUAACUCCGAAAUAUUUUCGAGAGAGUGAUUAUUUACAAAGGUCGAGUCUUAGGUAAUAUAAUCCAAAGACUGUGAUGUAUUUAUAAGUUCCGUGAACUUAGUAAAAAUCGGGGGGAAAGGAGUCAGACGUGCGAAAUAUAUCAACAUACGAUGUAGCUUGAAACUUGGCUUCGAAAAGAGCUAACCGUCUUUUGUUCGUGUCAGUCGUGCGAAUCGGCCCAAUCCACACACGAACAAUUUGGCCUGAGAUAAAACAAAUAUACCUAUCUGGUGAAUUCGAUUCGGGAACGCAUGAGCCAAACGCCAUGCUUCCAAAAAUACAAAAUUUUAUGCCUCUUCAUAAUUCGGUUGUCGAAACUGAGAGGUAACCAAAACUGCGCUCAUCAUUUGCAUGAGAGCGCAGCGCUGUUGGCUUAGCUGCAAAGUGCACUGGGAUUCAUCAGACGCUACCAGGGCUUCGUUUAAAUAUGCCAACGGUCGCCCGUGGCGAGGAGUCUGUGUUCCAGUCUAUUUUGUCCGUCACGACAGUUACGGUCGUUCUCACUCGACAGACAUUUCGAGACUGGCGAGAAGAUGGUCGAGUAACUUCGUUUACUCACUUUCGCUAAAUAUGGGAAAGCAGCUGGGAGUCAGAUAUGUAGGAAUGUCUUUAGUCAUCGAAAGAAACUUAAAUUACUCUUAAAGUCACGAAAUGUUUGCCGAGUAUGGAAGAUACCAAAUAAAUAGCUGACAUACUCUGUUAGUUUGUACCUCAAUGUAAUAGUACUUAUUCAAAACUAUUUUAUAAUCAUAAUCAUAACCGUUUUUAUAUUUCGUCGCAAAGGAAACAAGGGUAAAAGAAUUUUUCUAUAAACUUAUUAUAAAAUAUAUUUUUGAUACUUGUCGUGUGAAGUGUUAAGUUGAAUAUGUAUUGUUAGUAUUUAUUGUGAUCUAGUCUAAACUAGGGGUUUAUUUAUGAACCGCCUUCUUGCCGUGCUUCUGUCGGCGUAUCACGGCCGUAUCUUUUUCUAGAAACACAAAGCCGAACCGGCACCAUCGUCUGCCGCUCUGUGCCUAGGUGACAGGAAAAAUUUUGGAAAAUUGUAACCUUUGCGACCAUAAAUGUCCGUAGCUGUUAGGUUUUAGGUUAGAGUCGAGCACAGGGUAUUGUGGUUCUAUUUUAGGGGAGUGUUGUAUCUCGAUAAUAUGUUAAAGCAGUACCCGACGGUCGGUCACGAUACUACCCCAAUACCCGAUACGCGUAGUUAGGCCCAUCUCAGUCUGUCGUCACUGACGGUGAGCUGGGUUCGUGUGAUCCGUUUCAAUGAAUUGCAGGAUGCAAAUUGCAAAAAUAUAAAUAAUAUCGAUCGUAAGACGUUCCGGUCACGAAACCCGCUCUCUGUUUGUACAUUAGGGAAUUACCUUCAAAUAAUAUUCGUUUAGAUUUUCAAAAUUAUCGCAUAAUAAGUAUUUCUUCUAUAGGUAUUCACUUGUCGGAUGUAAUUUUGUCAUUUGUGGGUUGUUUAUCGUCGAAGCAGUUUUGUGAAAUUCCAUUUUAGCGAGUUAGAGUGAAAUACAUUUCAAACUAAAUCUCAAGACGUUCGCUUGCCAAUCGGCGAGAAUAAAUAAAUAUUAAAUCAACGAUAAACAACCAUUAUUAGGGUGUCAAAGGAUAAAACUGUAAAUAUUUAAUUUUUGUAAUCUGAGAAUAUUGAAUCGAAGCUGCUUUCGUUAGUCGAGUUACACCGAGUGAUAUUUUAAAUGCGGGAUUAAUUUAAGCUUUAUUUAAGACGCUAAAUGCUUUUUUGCGAAGUUUCGCUAGUUUUACCUAUUUUGUGUUGACGAUUUAAAUUAUUUUUUAAUGAAAUCUAUGAAUAAUGUCUAAGUAAUAAGACAACAAUUUGUACUUUUAAUGUUUUAUAAGCGGUGACAUGAAACUAUAUUUUUUUAACUGUUUCAUUUUCAAGAUUGUUUAAUGCCAUCGUACUCGACAUCAGAAUAAUACGUUUUCAGUAUAAUCGACUUUUAUAAGCGAGACAAAUUCAGUAAAUCAAGCUGAAUACUAUUUAUAGUCCGUAGUAUAAGAUCCGCGUUACACGACUGGUUCAGCGGCAACUUCUCUUCGUCUCAACGAUAUGGUACGAGUGAUACCCUCAAGGCGUAAUAUCUUAGAAUCUCUCCAUAAACCGACGGAAAAGUUGCCCCUAAAUAUUAAGCCCUUACAUAUGAAAUUGUGGUUUUGUCUUGGAGGAACAAAAAGUAUAUUUAAUUAAUCAAAGUAUUAGUCGAGUACCCUUGCUAUCUAUGCAAAUACAGUUUUAGCACUAACACAAUAAGCCUGCACCUAAGGCGUAGGUUGCGAUGGAACCGCCUUCAAUUCUUUAUCAUAUCAUUAUGCCAUAAACAUUUGAGCAUUCUUAAACAACGCGAUGUUUCACGUUUUUCAUUUUAUAGUAAAGCGGCCAAUGCGACCAAUCGCCAAUUUCAUAUGAAAGGGGUUAAUAUUAGUUUUCCACAUAAUUAAGUAAUUUCAUCGAUACGUCUUUAUAAUAUACCGAUCUACCUCCGCAGUAUACGCUGCUAUUGAUUUUGUUACAUUUUGUACGUUUUCGAGCAUUUAAAGUAAGGUUAUGCAUGUUUUGAUUUUUCUGUAGAAGACGUCUACGUUAAAGUGAAUGUUUGGAAUUUUAUUAAACGAUCUGGCUAAAUCGCUUUUCAUUUCAAAAUAAAACAGACGCUAACAGCAUUUUAUUGGAUUCAUUUCAUCGAGAACUGACACGCUCAUUAUUAUAUUAGCACAGCACAGAGGAAACAUUUUACACAAACAUACUAACACUAGCUUCACUAACACACGCACACGCGUCAGCUAACUUUAGGGCGGAGUGGGAAAUGCGUCAGAUGCAAAAAAUAAAG